Messenger RNA from Spirodela intermedia, 2189 nucleotides. The record is from the annotation of a GenBank genome assembly. NCBI's taxonomy places the organism in Eukaryota, Viridiplantae, Streptophyta, Magnoliopsida, Alismatales, Araceae.
AUGCCUCGCUAUGAAGAUCGAUAUGGCGGCACACGUCUCUACGUUGGUCGCUUGUCUUCCCGUACACGUUCACGUGAUCUGGAGGAUAUCUUCAGUAGAUACGGAAGGUAAAACGUCUACUCACACCGAUAAAUUUUUUUAUUCAUUAAAAUGCAGUCACUCUUACACACACACACACGUACACAUUUACAAGGCUGUUUAUAUAAUUUUUCACUUACACUCGCAUAAAAGCAUUAUUUGGCCUGUCGAAAUGUAAUUUUCUUAGGGAAUGAUAUUAUUUCAUCUGAAAUAGGUCCUUUGGUGUCAAACUGAAAGGUAUUCCACGAGUCGUCUCUAUUUUUCUAUUUAAAAUAUUAUCUUCGUCAGAAGGUUGAACCCUAGGGACCACUAUUUAACUUGAAUGAUGUUGUUGAAGGUUUAUGGGGUUUACCGACCUGGAGGGCUGUGGUGUGAGGGUGGCUUGGUGGAAUUGGUGGCUAUUCAUCCAAAGUGUUCAUGAGAGACUUUGGCGAUUCUUAUCGUAAUAUUAUGUUUUUAUGGAAAUGGCGAGAGUCGCGAAGUGGUGUCUAGUUCAUCUUCUGAGGAGCGAAGUAUCACUCCCUUCAGUACUUUACGUUUUGUUGGCCUUACUGUUUCUGGCAACCAUUUCCGCAGAAUACGAGAUGUGGAUUUGAAGCACAACUUCGCAUUCAUUGUAUGUACCUUCUGAUUCCCUUUGGCUGGCCAUAUCCCGUUUUAUGUAUCUAGUCCCUUUUAUUUAUUUGGUUUGGCUGGUCGAUUGUUGUCCAUAUAUGAGCCCGUUCUCUUUUGGUUUCCUCGAUGAUUUUUUGCAGGAGUUCAGUGACCCAAGGGAUGCUGAUGAUGCAAGGUAUGCACUAGAUGGACGGGAUAUCGAUGGGAGUCGUAUCAUAGUCGAAUUUGCAAAAGGAGUGAGUCACAAGAGCUUUCUGGACGGUGAUUAUGUAAAUUAUUAGUUCAUAUGUGCGUUAACUAAUAAAUUAUAUAUUCAUUGCACAGGGACCACGUGGUUCUGGUGCUUCUCGUGAAUAUUUGGGAAGAGGCCCUCCACCUGGGUCAGGCCGGUGCUUUAACUGCGGAUUAGAUGGCCAUUGGGCCCGAGACUGCAAGGCUGGAGACUGGAAGAACAGAUGCUACCGUUGUGGAGACAGAGGGCAUAUAGAAAGAAACUGUCAGAACAGCCCCAAGAGCUUGAAGUAUUUGCCUCGUACAUCUAAUUUGUUCCCUCAUUUGCUUGAGUUUUAUUUGCUUUUAUUUGGGUUAUCGAGUUUGAUUUCUCUCUGAAGGGGCCGGAGUUACUCGCGGUCUCCCUCUCCUCGUCGUGGGCGGAGCCGCAGUCGCAGUAGAAGCUUGAGCCGGAGCCGCAGUUACAGGUCCGACCUCCGUGUCAAUUUUUAAAAAUCUUUUUUAUUUCUGUCUUUGUUUCACUCAAACUUUUUAUCAUCCUUUUUCCGAAAUUCAUUGACGAUCUCUCCACCAUCGUCAGUCGGUCCCGGUCUCCUGCUCCGAGGAGAGACUACAGUGUUGAGCGCGAUCGGAGAUCCAGGAGCCCCCGUGAUAGCCGGAGCCCGCCGCCAUCCAAAGUGCGGCGGCGCAGCCUGUCUCCCGUCGGCAGCCGGAGCCCUCUGGAAAGGCCAAGUCCCCAACGGGGCGACCGCAUGAAGGCCGAGAGAAACGGGUCGGACUACAGCAGGAGCCCCAGCAGGGAGAUGACCAGGAGCCCCAGCAGGGAGCUAAGCAGGAGCCCGCCCAGAAGGGAGAUGAGCAGGAGCCCCAGCAGGGAGAUGAGCAGGAGCCCCGCCAGAAGGGAGAUGAGCAGGAGCCCUAGCAGGGAGCUAAGCAGGAGCCCACCCAGGAGGGAGAUGAGCAGGAGCCCUAGCAGGGAGCUAAGCAGGAGCCCACCCAGGAGGGAGAUGAGCAGGAGCCCCCCCAGAAGAGAGAUGAGUAGAAGUCCACCCAUCAGGGAGCUAAGCAGGAGCCCGCCCAGAAGGGAGGACAGUGGGAGCCCGAGGAAGGAGACCAGCAGGAGCCCGUUGAGCAACGAGGGGGGGGACUCCCCAUCCGAGCGCCAACUGGGAAGCCCUCAUGCCAACGGCCAGAGCCCGUCCCCCAGCGGCGGCCGCGCCGCCUCUCAGCCCCGUGGCGACGGGGAGGACUCCCCCCGGGACUGA